AUGCACACGUGGGCUAUGCGAAAUCCCGGGGGUCCAGCUCUUUUGGGUGCAUCGUUCGGCAAAGACAACGCCACGGUACCCGAAACGGAUAGCAGUUCGGCCAGAUCAACGGGGGCGGAGAGCAAAACCAAGGCAGACGAAAAGAUUCACCUCCAGUUUAGGGGACGCCAUGUGACUAUACUAUGCAAUCCAAGGCCACAGCACUUGCCUAACAAUCGUCGGCUUGGCUACGACAAAACAAAGAAGGAUCGGGGAAAUGGCGCGGCAUCAUAG
This is a messenger RNA of Pyricularia oryzae 70-15, 273 nucleotides long. RefSeq lists its product as uncharacterized. The transcript has 2 exons. Bases 1 to 273 code for a protein of 90 amino acids. The record is from RefSeq and is a predicted model, not a curated record. Lineage: Eukaryota; Fungi; Ascomycota; Sordariomycetes; Magnaporthales; Pyriculariaceae.